Molecule: messenger RNA, 1510 nt
Organism: Arabidopsis lyrata subsp. lyrata
Lineage: Eukaryota; Viridiplantae; Streptophyta; Magnoliopsida; Brassicales; Brassicaceae
Exons: 2
Coding region: 1-1434 (477 amino acids)
Molecular function (GO): nucleic acid binding; RNA-DNA hybrid ribonuclease activity
Source: RefSeq, a predicted model, not a curated record
AUGAACCAGCAGCUCACUAAGCCAGUAUCUGAAGAGGAGAUCUUUAAAGCUUUAGCUGCCAUGAACGUAGACAAAGCUCCAGGGCCUGACGGGUUCAAUGCAGGCUUCUACAAAUAUCAUUGGAAUACAAUUAAAUCAGAGAGAUGGUGUCAAUGGAUAAUGAAAUGUGUUACCACAGUCACAUACUCAGUGCUUAUUAAUGGAUCUCCUUCUAAGAAGAUUAUCCCUAGCAGAGGACUGCGUCAAGAUGAUUCUCUUCUUUUUUGUCAAGCAAAUGAACAAGAAUGUCAUCAAGUCCUACAACUACUUCAAACUUAUGCUACUGCUUCCGGCCAGCAUAUUAAUUUCCAAAAAUCUGCCAUAUUAUUUGCUCAAAUACGACGCUUUUGGUGGUCUAGCAUUAAAGAUAAGAAGAAGAUUCCAUGGGUUGCAUGGAGCAAGCUCACCAUGAUGAAACAGUAUGGAGGCAUGGGCUUUAGAGAUCUUUCUCAUUUCAAUAUUGCUCUAUUGGCAAAGCAAAGUUGGCGUUUGUUAAAGGAACCUCAGUCUUUACUCUCCCGUGUUCUUAAAGCAAAAUAUUUCCCCAAAGCUUCCCUGCUGGAAGCCACAGCUGGCCACCGCCCAAGUCAUGCCUGGCGUAGUAUAGUGCAAGGACUCAUAAAGCCAGGCACAUCAUCUUGGGAUGAUGAGAAGCUACAGGAGAUAAUCUGUCCUCAAGACACUCAGCUUAUUAGGAGAAUACGAUUGAGGCUCCUUAAAGGCCCUGAUAUUCCUACAUGGAUAUUUACUAAAGAUGGCCAGUAUACUGUCAAGUCUGGAUACCAUCAACUAUCAAAGCCACAUCCAGACUGUUCCACAGUUUCAGCCCAACUCCAAGCGAAUAUUGCUCGUAGGCGCAUCCAAAUCUCCCCAGACUGCCUUUUUUGUGGUGAUGUUGCUGAAACCGUUCCCCAUCUUUUCUUCCAAUGUCGGUUAGCAAAAGAGAUUUGGGAGCUAUCACCUUUACAAAUAUCAUCAGAUGGUUCUUGGCUGGAUCCAAAUAGCAGAGCAGGCAUUGGUUGGGCCCUCUUUAAUGAAAAAGGACGCUGCAUUCUAAAAGGAUCCUCAUCCAUUGAUCCUACUAAUUCAGCUUUGGAAGCUGAGGCCAUGGCGCUGAGAGAAGCCCUCUUCCAGAUAAAACGACUCAAUUACCAAAAUGUCACUUUCUAUGGUGAUUCUAGUACGCUAUACAAUUAUUUGGAGGAGUCAGCUACACAAAAUCAACGAAAUCCUGGGCCAUUGGAGAUUCAAGGAUAUCUUGAAGAUAUAUUGGCUAUGGCGAAGAGUUCUUAUGAUUUCAAGUGCGUCGGUCGACAAGUCAAUACCAUAGCCGACAUGCUAGCUCGCAAAGCUAGGCAACAAAACUUACCAUUUGUUAUCUCGUGGAUCCAUUAAAUGUAUGUCUUAAAUUUGUAAACCGAACACUAUUAUGUAAUUUCGUUCCUUACCUAAUGGAAAAUGUGGCCGUCAA